Messenger RNA from Amphiprion ocellaris (clown anemonefish), 3402 nucleotides. RefSeq names its product reticulophagy regulator family member 3 (gene retreg3). The transcript has 10 exons. Lineage: Eukaryota; Metazoa; Chordata; Actinopteri; Pomacentridae. The record is from RefSeq and is a predicted model, not a curated record. Bases 134 to 1636 code for a protein of 500 amino acids. Gene Ontology annotation, biological process: reticulophagy.
AGCUGGUGCAGAUUGUGAUUGGACCGCCGAGGGCUCAGAAAAACAGGUUACGCCAUAUUGUCCGUAUCGAAGAGAGCGCAACAUUUCUUCAAAAAUGACUAAAUAGCUUACGUUAUCGACGGUAGACGCUAAGAUGGCGCACACUGGAGCAAUGGAAGAUGCACCCAUGGAGGACUGCCUUGCCAAGCAGGGGACUGGCAGUGUCUGCCUGAGAAGUCGUCCAUGCUCCAGCGAGCGAGACAGUCAGGUCCGGGCUGUCAAAGCUGCUCUUCAGUCCAGAUUGGGGCCCUACGAACCCGUCCUGACCUACCUACAGUCUGUCCUUGUGUGGGAAAGACCCUUCCAGUGUGUGCUUCUAUACACUGUGGUCAACGUUGUGUUCUGGUUCUUCGCUUUGACCUCACUGCGCUUGCUGUUCUUACUGGCUUCUGGCCUGGCUGUGCUUGUCUGUAUUGAUACUUGGAGAAAGGAGAUCUGGCCCAAGAUUAGAGUCAGAAACGUGGAUGACUCAGAAAAUGAGAGCUGGGGCCUGGUGCAGCCUGGCAUCAUCAGUGUUCCUGAACUGUGCCACCACAUUGCUGAGGCCUGGGUCAGUGCAGCAGUUCUCACAUCCAGUGUGGUGCAGUACAAACAUCAAAACCCUGGCAAAUUUUGCAUCUUUACCUGUGGAGUGUUCACCUGCUUGGCUGUGAUUGGACACUACAUUCCUGGAUUAGUGCUCUCCUACUCUGCUUUGUUAGCCACUCUUCUGAGCCCCCUGGCAGCCUAUCACAGGGUUUUUCAGCAUGUGUGUGUGAAGCUGGACCCGGUCCUGCAGCGGCUGGACUUCAGCGUUCGUGGAUACAUGAUGUCAAAGCCAAUUGAUAAUCAGUUCCUACGAAAGCCUAUACAUGGUGCAGGCUCAGGUGAAGCGAGUGACAGUGAGGAGGAAUUGGCUGCUUUCUGCCCAACGUUUGAUGAUGCUGUUGUUGCGAAGGAACUUGCACUGACAGACUCUGAGCAUUCGGAUGCUGAGGUUUCCUACACUGAUAAUGGAACAUUUAACCUAUCGCGUGGCCAAACUCCACUGACAGAGGGCUCUGAAGAUUUUGACAGACACAGUGAUGCUGAGGAGUCUUUCGCCCAAGAUCUCCCAGAUUUUCCCUCCAUAAACCCUGAUGCUACUCUAAUGGAUGAUGAUGACGACACAAGCAUUGGGCUACCUAGUCUGGGUCAGUCUGGGCUAGCUAGUCACCGGGCUUCAGUACUGGAUGUGGAGGGUCAUCUGGACUCAGACCAGGAGGAUCUAGAUGCAGAACUUUGUCUUAGCGGCCUGCCACCUGCCUCUAAUUUCACUGGAGACUUGGCUGGAGUCAUUGCCAGCAACAUGAUCCAGGCGGCGCUGGCUGGGGCAAUGCAACCUCGGGCUUCUGCUAACCGUCACAGAGAAGGCCCCCCCAAGGCCGGGGCUCACCGAAGCUACCGCAAGCAGUCCAGCUCCGAACUGGAUACAGACUUGGACGGAGAGGACUUUGAAAUGCUGGAUCAGUCUGAACUGAACCAGAUGGAUCCCCUUGGAGGAGGAGGAGGGGGUCCUAGGCGGGGAGACAGCCAGGGGUCUACCUUCUUGUCUAGCCUGCUUGGUAAACCACAAUGAGGUGUGCGUGCGUGCGUGCGUGCGUGCGUGCGUGCGUGUGUGCAGUUUGAUGAGCUGUGAGUAUGUGUGUGUGUGUGUGAGAGAUGAUUUUAGAUUCUAGAAAUCCUGCUUCUGAUUGGCAUCAGUUUAUCACUGUGAAGUACUUCAUUUUUUUCUAUCUUUUCAGACUCUUUUCUCUGUACUUGUAAACCCCAAUUAUCCAGAAAACCUUUACUUUGUAGGCAGAGCAAUAGGAAAUAUAACAAGAAAAAUACAAUGCAUUCAAACAGUAAAUAAACCAGCAUUAUUGAGCCUCGUUGCAGUCUUGUAAACUUAUGUAUCUGUAAGUUACAAGCAUACUAGUUAGUGACUUUAAAUGAAAAACAGUGCCCAUAAAACCUUUUCUACAUGGAGGUCUAGACAUACAGGGCUAUUUAACAUGGGACCAAAUGUGACAUUCCUGUUAGUUGAGCUGAGCCAUGCUUGUUUGGUAAUGACAUCGUGGAACAGCAUUUUAUGUUAUAGUCCAUUUAGUCAUUGCAAUAGACAAAUAAACAGUUCAAGAAACAGCAGUUUGUGUUGAUAUUCAUGCUCCACUCUCCUUACCAUGUGGGCAUGAUCUGUGGGAGCAUGACUUAUUUAAAGUUGCAGGUUUACAGAUAUUCAUUUACAUUAUUUGAACAAUUUUCUGCAGUUGUGCAUUUGGACAGUGAUUCUCUUCUAUGAUGAAGAUGAAUAAUAUCAUGGUAAGGUUUCACUUUUCUCGGUCAUUUCUCUUUAAUUUGUCUUUUUCUGCUGACUAACAUAUGAAGACAUUGUGAUACAAAACUCAGAGCUUAUUUUGUUUCUCACAUUUUAGUCUUAUCUGUCCCAGGGGCACACUUGAUGUUGUGUUUAUUGUUCAUUGUAUUUAUGAACUUGUGCCCCAGGGCAAGAGAUGCUUCUUUUUCGCGUGUGAUUAAGUUCCACAUAUUUUUCAUUUUCCUGCCCUUGAGUGCAGCUCAGUAGCAUAUUGUGUCCAUGUUUAAUACCUUGAAUGAGCCCUCAGCUUUGUGUGUUUUCUUUUUCAAAGUAAUAUUUAUUUUUCUUCCAUUCUUGUACUUUACGUAGUUGACAGUCAAGUUGAACUUUUUAAGAGAAAAAUCAAAUAUUCUCUAGUUCAUGGCUCUUUUAUUAUUUUAACGGGGAACCAUGUUUACAUCAAAAUUGGAUAGAACUUUAUCCUAUAUCCUUUUUAAAAAGUUUUAGUAUGUUAAGGCUUAAAGUGGCUUUUGUGCUGGUCCAUUGGAUUUCCUCUACAAGGACACACCAUAUCAGUAUGUCAGAGUGGAAAUAAAUGAGCCACAGCUGAGAUAUAUUGAAAUGCAAAUAUCAGAGUCUAAAAAAGGCUGAGUUUUAUAGAAUAAAAAACACAUUGCUCUCUUCAGUUGUGUUAUUUUGAGAAGAAAUCAUAGCUGCAAGAUUUUUAGCACAAUAGGAAAAAUAAAACUGCUGGAUCCAUAUUUAUGGAGGUGAAGUAGAACAAUGUGCACUGAGAGGAAAUUGCUGGGCUUUUCAGAAUAAAAAAUAGAAACGAAAGAAAAGGUAGGUUGUUUGUUGGACUUGAUUUGACUGCCUCUGUUCACAAGAAUGUUGCUGCUGGCUGCUCCAUGGAGUCAGUUCCUCAGUAUGAGUGAUUUGUAGGCUGUUUGAUGAUGUUAUGUGCAUAGUAGUGUAUUUUCUUCUCCGUAUCUGGUUUUGAUAUGUUUUGAUGUGCAAAUCGUAUUGAAUAAAAUGUUUGCAUUUAA